ACACCCCCUUCCCGGGGGGCUGAGCCUUGCCCCCACUUCUGGAUUGGGGCCAGGCCACUGCCCGCCACCUUGGGGCCUGGCCCUGCCCCCAGCCGAGCCACGCCUGGGUCAAGCUCCCGGCCUCUGGCGCGGCCCCCUGCGUGGCUGGGUGGUGUUGGCUGUGCCAGCCCAGCACUGCCUGGAUCCGGCCUGCAGAUGGACCAGGCACUGCCAAGCCAGCCCACCGGGCAAAAAGUUUUAGGCCUUGGGAGGCUUAUUCUGUGUGUUCCCCCUGCCACCAUCUUCUCUUCUGUCAAACCAGAGGACACCUGGUUCCUACAGCCUUUUCUCCUCCCUUGUCAUUUUUGCCGCUCUCCUUCGGCUUUCUCUGAAGAAGAGCCAGGCGAUCAGUCGGGAACAGCCAGAAUGGGUUGAUUCCCACGUAUAAGACGACGGACUCUGUGGAUGGGAGGAAGAGCAGUGAAUGCAAUGUAAUUUAGUUGUAGCAAGGCUUUUGACCGUCUCUGGUGACAUUCUCAAUAAGCAAAGGAAACAAAGACUAGAUGAGAGUACUGUACGGUGGAUGCAUAGGUUGAGUCGCCAUGCUCUCACUUGCUCACUUGCAAACAUAGCACCCAUACUUAAGAAAAAAGAGGAUCCAGGGAACUACAGACCAGUCAGCUUCACCUCAGUCUGUGGAAAAAUCAUGGAGCAGAUCGUUAAGGAAUCCAAUUCUAGGAACUUGGAAGAGAAGAAGGUGAUUAGGAACAAUCAGCAUGGAUUCACCAAGGGUUUUUCCAGGCAGGCCAGCCACUUAGGAACGUUCCUGGCUGUGCCGGUUCCAGACAGUCUUCAAGCAGCCCCCACCGUGCAAUGACGUCGUCUGGCCGUGCCAUGUGCUAUGUGUCCAUCUCAGGUGAGUGGAAUCAAAACCCUCUAUGAGUCUGAGCUGGCUGAUGCCCGAAGAGUUCUGGAUGAGACAGCCAGAGAAAGGGCUAAACUACAGAUUGAAAUAGGAAAGCUAAGAGCGGAACUUGAUGAGGUCAACAAGAACCACAAAAAGAAAGAAGCGGAAUUGUCUGUUGCCCAAGGUCGUGUUAAGGAUCUUGAAGCUCUGUUUCACAGGACUGAAGCAGAACUCAAUACUGCUCUAAAUGAGAAGCGUAAUCUAGAAGCAGAAAUUGCUGACUUGCGGGCCCAGCUUUCUAAGGCGGAAGAUGGCCAUGCUGUGGCUAAGAAGCAAUUGGAGAAGGAAACACUGAUGCGGGUAGACUUGGAGAAUCGUUGCCAGAGUCUACAAGAGGACCUAGAUUUCAGGAAGAAUGUAUUUGAGGAGGAGGUGAGAGAGACAAGAAAGCGGCAUGAGCACCGUUUGGUUGAGGUAGACUCUAGUCGUCAACGAGAGUAUGAAUCCAAAAUGGCUCAAGCCCUGGAGGAUCUGCGCAAUCAACAUGAUGAACAGGUCAAAUUGUACAAAAUGGAGCUGGAGCAAACCUAUCAGGCUAAGCUGGAAAAUGCCAAAAUCUCCUCUGAUCAAAAUGAUAAAGCUGCCGGUGCUGCCCGAGAGGAGCUUAAGGAGGCUCGCAUGAGGAUAGAGUCUCUCAGCUACCAGCUUUCUGGCCUGCAAAAACAGGCUAGUACUGCAGAAGAUCGUAUUCGGGAAUUGGAGGAAAUGAUGGCUGGUGAGCGGGACAAAUUCAGGAAGAUGCUAGAUGCCAGGGAGAGGGAGAUGACAGAAAUGAGGGACCAGAUGCAGCAACAGCUUGCAGAAUAUCAGGAGCUACUUGAUGUCAAACUAGCACUGGACAUGGAAAUCAGUGCUUACCGAAAACUUCUGGAAGGAGAGGAGAAAAGGUUGAAGCUGUCUCCAAGCCCAUCCUCCCGUGUUACAGUUUCUCGGGCUACUUCCAGCAGCAGCAGCGCUUCAGUUGUUCGGUCUUCUAGAGGCAAGAGAAAACGGAUUGAAGCAGAGGAGCUUUCAGGCAGCGGUACAAGUGGAAUUGGAACUGGGAGUAGUGCUGGUAGCAGCAGCAGUAGCAGCAGUAGUUUCCAAACAUCCCAGCAGGCCUCAUCCACAGGAAGCAUCAGCAUAGAAGAGAUAGACCUGGAGGGGAAAUAUGUUCAACUUAAAAAUAAUUCUGAGAAGGAUCAGUCUCUGGGUAACUGGAGACUGAAAAGGCAAAUAGGAGAAGGAGAAGAAAUUGCCUACAAAUUUACUCCAAAGUAUAUCCUCCGGGCUGGGCAGACAGUUACAAUCUGGGCUGCAGAUGCAGGUGUGGCUCAUAGCCCUCCUUCUGUCCUUGUGUGGAAAAAUCAGAGCAGCUGGGGCACUGGAGGAAACAUCCGUACAUACCUAGUAAACUCUGACGGAGAGGAGGUUGCAGUAAGAAGCGUCACAAAAUCAGUAGUGACACGUGUGAAUGAGGAGGAGGAGGAGGAUGAAGCAGAGUUUGGAGAGGAAGAUCUUUUUCACCAACAGGGAGAUCCCAGGACCACGUCAAGAGGAUGUUCAAUGAUGUGAAAAACCAUUAUUAUUUUCUAUUAUUCUCCUUUCUUUCCUUCGUGUUUUUGCUAUUUUCUUUUCCUCCAGAGCCACUGAAAACUAUUUUUAUAUGCAUCAUCUGAUUUAUUUAAAAUUCUACUCCUUGGUACAUUUUAUAGAAAAAUUUUAAUGAAAAACUGCCAGAAUUUUUAAUCAAUUUCUUUUUCCCUCUUUGAAACUGCUAUUGGAAUAUAGUUCUUCCCCUCCCCAUACUACGUCUUUUAAGUCUUAUGUACAGAUCUGCAGCAGAAAGAAUUUUAAAUUAAAAUGGGACAGAAUUCAUUGAGUGCAUGGUAAAUAUAUCAUUAUUUAACAAAUGCUUUUUUUGUUUUCCAGUGAAGUUUAGGGAAAUAUGAACAUAUGUCCCAAAGAAUACCCAAAGUGGGUACUUCCUUCAGCACUGUAGUUAUUUAAGAAAUCAUAAGGCCCUUUUAGUAACUAGAAUUUUAUGUAUGUGAGGAAAAUAACACAAAAUGUAUCACAGAUAUUACUUCAGCUGUAGAAGCAACACCAGAGACUGGAUUUGUAGAUGGGGCUUAACUCGGGACCAUGGCAUCUAGCCCCACUGCAAAGAGAACUAGACCAUGUGCUGGUAAAAAACAAUGGAACCAUGUCAACACUGUAGUGGUGGAGACUAAUGAAUUCCAGUUAUUCUAGGGCAGGUACAGUCUUAAUGUAAUGAAGAAGUUAAAGGAAAGAGCUCUAACUUUUUUAAAGGGGAUUUGGACUUUCAGUCACAGUGAGACCCUGAUAAAUAGUGAAUGCAGGUCUGAGCCUGAUGCACAGUAGCUGUGAUGCACAUCAUGAUUUGAAUGUUUCACAUUAAACAGAAUUAUUUUUAGUUGUUUUUGGAUAAUGAUAUUUUUGGCUAUGAGAAAUAUUUGGAUAUUUAUAAGCUAUCAUGUAUAAAUAGUAACCUUUUAAAUAACUGCUACAUGAAGCUUAUUCAUACUUCUGUCGUAGAUAAAGGGACAUUGUCAUAUUUGCUGGGCAUAGUAUUUCGAAAAUGGCAAAUGUUCUAUGAUUUUUUAAAAAUUAAUUAAACAAUUUUUGGGUUGCAUAUCAACAUUAUUUUGCAGUAUUUCCAACAGAAAUGUAUCUAGCCUGAGGAAUGUCCUAACCCCCCCCCCCCCAACUGGUUGAUAAUAUAAUAAUUGUUUAAAAGAACAAUAUUACUUGUAUUUUAAUUUUUUUUUUGUAUCUAGCCACAUUCCUCUAAUUUUAGGUUUCUCUCCUGUGUUUUCACCAGAGGUAACUCUUGACCAGCGGAAGCACUGGGUAGUGUACCCUCUACACUAAGAAAUAUACAUGACUUGCUUUAAAGAAUGUACUGACUACAUUAUAAAUGGACAUUUUUUCAAGUUGGUCAUUUGGGUACCAUUUGCUAGAAUAAAACUCUUGUAUUGCCUGCACUCUUGAACUCUGAUCUUGCCAUUCAACUGGUUUACAUUCAAAAUGCAAGUUAGAAUAUUUAGGUAUUUUGGUGGCUUUUGGACAUUAUGUUCUCUGCACAGUACUUAGACUGACAGACAUAACCUAGGAGGUCAGUGUAGAGGUUUUAAAUGAUGACUUUGCUGCAGUGCAAGCAGAGUGGGAGAGAGGGAUUUUUAAAUUUAUAAAUUUCACAUUGUCAUUUUAAAAACAAAGGUGCUGACUUUCUGCUAUUCUCAAAAUGGUCACCUUGAUAAAGUGAUUUAAUUAUCAUGGUUUGAAUACUAAUAAAAGUAUUUGAAUUGCUGUCUUAAAAUAGGAUUACUAAUAAUGAAUUUUCAUAAUGUAAGAAAAAAAUUAAUGUUUAGGGUAAUAAUGCCUUUGUCCAUGAAUUUGGUUAUUUUUCUUAAAUAUUCCCACUCUGCUUGAGUAGAUGACUGAAUUCAUAGUAAUCAUGCCUAUCUGUAAAAUUAUAUAGUUGUUGAAACUUUCUCAGUUGGUUCUAUACCAUUAUCAAUAAAUGUUUUAAUGUGUUUGUAUACAAAUGAAUGCAAUCAAAAUGAAAGUGUUUUGACAAUGCACCUUCCAGUCACUGGAUUCUCAUUUCCCUUUCUAGCUUACAGUUUCUGUGACUUUUAUGUAAAUGUUACAUUUUUUCGAUUUGUUUAUAUUGGUCAGUUAUCAGGUUGCUUGUUCUGUUUUGUCAGACUAUUCUAAACUCCAUGUAGCUUGGAAUACUAAAAGUAUAUAUGCCGAGUUCGCUGAAAAAAAUGUACUCGCCUCUAUUCCUUGUAAAGGAAUGUAGCUAGAAAAAAGCUUAAAUUGGAAAAGGUCUUGCACAAUCUGGGCCAUGGUUUUCCCAGUAGCUACACUGUAUAGUAAUUGUGUCUUGUUUCUUGUGGUUUGCUUUUGGGCCAAAUGCUUGUAAACCUGGAAUGGUGAGCACUACCCUGUAGUAGGUGUAUGCAGAAUAAGCAUGUCCCAUAUGUUGUACCAUAUGUAUGUUAUCUGGAUACAUGGAUACACGGGUACUACAGUGAUGAGCAUAGUGGAAGAAGCUGAAUCGAAUCAGCUAACCUAAAAAAGUAUCUGCUCAGGUGACCUAAUCACUACAAUGUUUUUGGAAGGCUACUUAAAAUGUAAGUAGUAGUUCUUGAUAGUAGCUUGCAAGACACAGUAAAAUGACUAUUCUAAUUCUUGUUUGCCGUAAUGUAGGUAUCUCUUCAGUACAUACCACCUUUCCCAUUUCUAGAGAGAGGAAGCCAUGUUAAUCUUGAAUUCAGGCAGAAGGCAGGGCAGAGUUAUAGACUAACUAGCUAGUUUGUAAGGUCACAUCUCUGCCCUGCCUUCUGCCUUUCCCAUUUGUUUGACUUGCUGAGCAUUCAGUCUGAUAUGUUUAUCAGCUUAAAAUAGGCAUUCCAUACUGGGACCGUCUUCCAUUAUACUAAAUCAAGAGCAGCACUGUUUGUGUUUCUUUUCAUGGUUCCUUUUACCAUUCCAAGAUUAAACUUAUUUUUUUCUUUCAAAAUUUAACAAUCCUGGGGCUUUCUCUCCUGUUAGAUCCUGCAGGUGAGCCAUUCUUGGUAGGUGUGGCAGAUCAUCAGUAUUUCUGCAGCAAUAGCUGAUGUCAAGCAGAAACUGAAGAAGUCAGAACUGGUUUGAGGAGGAAUGAUUUUAGGACUUGUCUGUUCAUUAAGUUUAAUUGGGAUAACUAUAGCAGAAUAAGUAUUUUUAGUAUAACUCCCUAUGUAGACAUUCUGUUUUAGAUUAAAAGUAACUUUUUCCCCAGAAUAAUUACUACCAGUGACUUUUACUCCUGUGUUAACACAGAGUUAUACCAACAUAGCUGUAACAGAAUAAUUAUGCCAUUCAGUUUCCCAGAGCAGACUAGCUCUUAUUCACUGAUAGCAAAGGGAAGGGCAACAGAGGAGCAUGAAAAGUCUAAUCAGGGAGUUCAUGUAUGGUGACAUACAAGGAUAAAAUGCAACUAUACAGCUUCUCUGUCCCUCCAUACCUCUCCCUCCCCUGUCCUCUUGCUGUGCGCACUGCUUCGGUCAUAUUGGCUGCAGUAGCCUCUAAGAAUGUCUAAUUCCUUCUCAUUCCUGCAUAUUUGUCCAGUUUGACUAUUGGGUUGUCAAGGGACUCUGGAUUUGCUUCUAUAAGCAUAAAAGAGUUUAUAACAAAUUAUAGGUCACCUUGGGUUGCUUAGCCAUCAAAAUGUGCAGUCACUGUAGGAGCCAAAAAAAAAAUCUCAGGAAAAAAUGCCUUCUAAGAGCCAGGACUAUAAAUGCCAGGUUAGUUUGUUGUGUAUAGUUAGCAUUGAGAUUACAAUGUGAAGUGCACAGUACUGUGAAGGGGAAAUUUAAUUCCGUGUAUGAUUCAGAAUCGUAGAAAAUUUAGGGUUGGAAGGGACCUCAGGAGGUCAUCUAGUCCAGCCCCCUGCUCAAAGCAGGACCAUCCCCAUCUAGAUCAUCCCAGCCAAAGCUUUGUCUAGGUGGGUCUUGAAA
Messenger RNA from Alligator sinensis (Chinese alligator), 6459 nucleotides. RefSeq names its product lamin B2 (gene LMNB2). The record is from RefSeq and is a predicted model, not a curated record. Lineage: Eukaryota; Metazoa; Chordata; Crocodylia; Alligatoridae. The transcript has 14 exons. Bases 881 to 2500 code for a protein of 539 amino acids.